UUCAUUAACCACUGAGCCACGAUGGGAACUCCUACACUUUGAAAUUUUUUAAAAUCUCAUUUUGGAAGAAAAUCAUUUUAAAACGUUACGCUCAUCUUCAGCACAUCUGCAGUGUAAUAUAAAUCUUUCAGGACAGCUGAGGAUGAUUCAUAGAAACCAAAGGGCUCUGCAGCAGUGUUUUCAGAAGCUGUAAGAGUCAGGGAAGCUUAUCUGCCUUAAUGCCAAAUGACCUUAGACCACUUUUUAUUUUAUUUUUUGACAGGCAAGAAAGAGAAUUAAGAUGCCUGUGAGAGAUGCAAGCGGGCAGGCAAGAAGACUCUGCCAAGACCACUUUUAAAAUGAUUAUGACUGCUUUAAAAGUUUUCUGUGAUGUUGCUUCCCUUUCUCUGAAGCUAUCAGAAGUCACUAGCUGCUCUAAAUGUGCUUCUAAUCUUCGAGCACAAGAACACACAUGGACACAUCAAAAUUAUACAUAAAGUCAGGAUAAAUAGGCUGUGAUAGAGUCUGUGCAAUGGGUGAAGUGCAUGUGGAUUGAAGCUAAGAGUUCUUUCUGCUCCCUCUAGACCCCCUGAUGUUGCCCUGUCGUUGACCUCCACAUAAAUGAAGUGUCACUCUGCUUGUUAUCCCAAGAUCACUCCCUGCUUCUUUGAUUGGAAAAGUCCACUGACAACCACAAUAUAGAUCGUUCCCAAUAAUAGGAGUCACUGGGGACAUUUAAGACAAGGAAACCAGCAUAGCGUAGAGAUGAAAAACAGUCUUUGGCAUGGGUGGGAAGCCUGGUGUCCCCACUUUCCAGCUGCAUGAUUGAUUUGGGGGACAGGCCAAUCACCUACCACUCUGAGCCUCAGGAUCAGGAGGAUGAAAGAAGAUAAUGCAGGAAGGUGCUUAGCACAGCGCUUGGCAAAAAUGGAGUAAGAAGGGGGCCAGGAAGUUGGAAUGUGCAUUUGGGUGUUUGUGGGUAUCAGGAAGGAAGACAAGACUGCAAGCCUGAAGCAAAGGGGACCAGGCAGAAAAGGAGCAGUAAAGGAGCCCGGCCGGUGUUGUAUACUUGCCGUUACUUGCCCAGUGUGGCUCAGAGGGCCUGGGGCUGCUCUUGAGUGCCUGCCGAGGGGAGCCGGAACUCCCCACCUCCACUUGAGACUGGGAAGUUUUUCGAGAGGGUUAGCUGUCCCUCCCCCCUUUUCGUGCUCUGAUUAACACAAGGUUGGCCUGGCAGGGAGAGGGAAAUGGUAGGAUGUACUACAGUGAUUUGUACCCACUGGAACCUAGUAAAGAAAAUGAAGCUGCCCAAAGCAGCCAUGUCUCCUUAAAGCCCCCAUCUGCCUAGGGGCUGGGCUGGGAAACCAGUGAUUUUGUGGGUCUUAGCCCAGAAGGGCUGGUAUCAGGAAAGAGAGGAUGGCAGGGAAGCUUAGUAGCAGGGUGGCUGUCCUCCUGCCCCUGUUUCUUUUGGUUUCUGCCUCUAGCGCCUCCAUUUAGCCACUGAGCACUCACUCUGGGUUGGACACUGGGCCAGGGGGCUGGGAUACGAGACAAAUAACACAGAGCCCUGGCUCCUGGAGAAAGACCUCCUGAGCCCUGGGUCCUGGCCUCCUGCCAUCCUCCUUAUCCACUGAUCCCUUCUCCACUUCUCUGAACCCCUGUCUCUUCUGCACCUCUGACUCUGUGCUGUUCACAUCUUAACCAGACUCUGCAGUGGGUGUGCUCCCAGAGGGAAGCUACACAAAGGAAGGGGGGGGGGACGGGAAAGGAGGGAAUCCCGCUGACAUCAUGCUCAUUAGCAUGUGUGACUUCAUCAGGGGGCGGGGUUAUUUCCCCAGGUGUCUAGGGGGAGGGCUUGGGGGUGGUAUUUAAAGGGAAAAGCUGACAGUGCUACUGAGUGAGGGAGCGGGUGCUGCCAGCCACCAGGCUGCACACACCGUCAAUGCACACGAUGCACACGGAUCUCGACACCGACAUGGACACAGACACAGAAACCACAGCACUCUGCCCCUCCGGCAGGCACCGGGCCUCCCCGCCAGAAACGCCCACACCAGAAGCAGAUGUCACACUGCUGAAGAAGCCAGAGAAACUGUUGGCAGGGUUGGACCGAGGCGGGGCACCCCCUGCUCUGGGAGCCCCCAGACGAAGAGGCAGUAUGCCUGUCCCCUACAAGCACCAGCUGCGGCGGGCCCAGGCUGUAGAUGAACUUGACUGGCCACCUCAAGCCUCAUCCUCGGGCUCCUCUGACUCCCUGGGCUCAGGGGAAGCAGCCCCCAUCCAAGACAAUGGCAUUUUCAAGGUCAUGCUGGUGGGGGAGAGUGGCGUGGGCAAGAGCACCCUAGCAGGCACUUUCGGUGGUCUCCAGGGAGACAGUGCGCAUGAGCCAGAGAAUCCAGAGGACACCUAUGAGAGACGCAUCAUGGUGGAUAAGGAGGAAGUGACUCUAGUUGUUUAUGACAUCUGGGAACAGGGGGAUGCUGGGGGGUGGCUACAGGACCACUGCCUUCAGACGGGGGAUGCCUUUCUCAUCGUCUUCUCAGUCACCGACCGACGAAGCUUCUCCAAAGUUCCAGAGACCCUACUACGGCUCAGGGCUGGGAGGCCCCACCACGACCUGCCUGUCAUCCUCGUUGGAAACAAGAGUGACCUGGCGCGAUCCCGGGAGGUGUCACUGGAGGAGGGCCGCCAUCUGGCAGGGACACUGAGCUGCAAGCACAUCGAGACGUCGGCCGCGUUGCACCACAACACGCAGGAGCUCUUCGAGGGUGCAGUGCGCCAGAUCCGGCUGCGGCGGGGCCGGAACCGCACCGGAGGCCCAAGGCCCGAGUGGGGCGGCCCCGAGGGCCCCGCGCCGCCCGCGCGCCGCGAGAGCCUCACCAAGAAGGCCAAGCGCUUCCUUGCCAACUUGGUGCCGCGCAACGCCAAGUUCUUCAAGCAGCGCUCCAGGUCGUGUCACGACCUCUCCGUGCUCUGAGCCGCGGUCGCCAUGGUCACCGCGGUCGCCAUGGUCACGGAGCUCUCAGCUCGCCCCCCUCGCCCCGCCCCGCCCCCUCCGGCUUCCUUUGUGAAGACCGUCUAGGAAACCAAAAAUUCCCCGGACGCCCUGGUACGACCCCGGGAGGCGGGACCCACCUCACCCCCCUAGCCCCUAGACGCCAGCGGGCGUCGCCCCAACCGCUCCCCGCGCUCUCGCAUUACCUUCGGGCCCCAGGGCUCCAGGAAGGCAAGGACGACGCGGACCCGCGGGGGGCGUGCCGCAGCCGAUGGGCGGGGCGGGUUCAGGAGGGCGGGGAAGAAAGUAGUUCUGCCAGGUAUUCUGUUUUUUAUUAAUUCGCGCUUGACCACCUUUCCUGUAAAGAGAUGCUAAAAGCAAGAACUAGAAAAGUGCUUUGUAGACUCCUAUACAGUUUUCCACCUUUGUACUCUGCGCGAAUACGCCUCAACUUUUAAGAGAUUCUUAAAGGUAAAGACACAGAGCCGCGUCUUUUGAGACUUUCCUAAAGCGCCCUGGCUCUAAUCUGCUGCACUUGUCCACUUUGCCUUUAAGAAGUUCUUAAAGGCAAGGGCCUGGAAGCCCUGUUCUUCGGAAUUGAUUCUGGAAUUUACCGUUACACCAUGGCACUUCCCCUUUAAGGUUAUUAAAGGUAGGUGUGCACAAACUUUUGCCUUCAGGUGCCAGCGUGAAGAGCUGAGCGGUGGCUACUCCCCUUUGGCCAGAGCCCGGGAGGCACUAGCAAGGGGGCCACUCUUCCCUUUUCAAUAAAGAAUUUUUCUACUGUA
This is a messenger RNA of Phacochoerus africanus (Common warthog), 3759 nucleotides long. RefSeq names its product RRAD and GEM like GTPase 2 (gene REM2). Lineage: Eukaryota; Metazoa; Chordata; Mammalia; Artiodactyla; Suidae. Gene Ontology annotation, cellular component: plasma membrane. The transcript has 5 exons. The record is from RefSeq and is a predicted model, not a curated record. Gene Ontology annotation, molecular function: GTPase activity; GTP binding; calcium channel regulator activity. Bases 1922 to 2953 code for a protein of 343 amino acids.